CUUUCGUAUUCUUACUAUUUCUUUUUUGUUGUUGUGAGUCGUGAGUGUUAUAACAAGCUGUAAUCAUCUAAUCACACCGAUCCCUAAUCCAAAUUUCACCUACAAACUUGAAUUUUGAAUAGAAAAUCGACAUAAAUUUAAAAUGGCCGAUGAGGAGACUGUGAAUGGGAACUCGGAGGAAGUACCUGAGAAAUCUCAACAAAAGAAGGCUGCCAAAUAUGACAGUGGGGCUGCAGACUUGGAAAAAGUAACGGACUAUGCGGAAGAAAAAGAAAUAUCCACACAGAAUGUCGCCGGUGCAAUUUCGGCUAUAGGAGACCGAAGGAAUCAAGCUGCUUUGGAAAAACAAGCCAGGGAAAAGGAACUGCUGAAGGUGUCUAUAAGGAAAGAGGAUGUGGACUUAAUUGUUCGUGAGAUGGAAAUUUCUAGAUCUUUAGCGGAAAGAACCCUUAGGGAAUAUCACGGCAAUGUUGUUUGUGCACUUAUUGCCCUAACAAAUUAAAUUGCGUAUUGUUACCAAAAUGUUUUAUAGGAUAAAAUAAAUCAUUUUUUUACAGCUCGA
Molecule: messenger RNA, 562 nt
Organism: Anoplophora glabripennis (Asian longhorned beetle)
Lineage: Eukaryota; Metazoa; Arthropoda; Insecta; Coleoptera; Cerambycidae
Product: huntingtin-interacting protein K
Exons: 1
Coding region: 143-502 (119 amino acids)
Biological process (GO): protein stabilization; negative regulation of apoptotic process
Source: RefSeq, a predicted model, not a curated record